CAUCCAGUCACAUAUAAGGGGUGUAAGAUGUAAUCUGAGUGUUGCUUGCAUUGUCGCUUUGACCUAUCAGGUAAUAGAGCAGCGUUCAGUGGUGGGAGAAAGGGAAGAUUUAAGAGGUGUUGUGCAUCAGAAGCGGUUUAAUCCUGCAGCCCGAACAUGAAUGAGAAAAAGCGAAAACAAAAACAGUACUACGCCAAACAGGCCAAAAGAGCGAAGUUCGAAAAGAGGAAACUUCAUCCAGGAUUGCGGGGUUUCCUUUGCACGACAAACAAUAAAGAAAGGGAGUGUGUUCGGGAAGCAUAUAAUUUGCUAAAUGAGUAUGCCAAUGAAAUGUUUGGUGCUGAACAGGAACUUCAGGAGUCAGCUGAUGCUGGUGGAGAGGUGGAAGCUGACCUUGAGGCUGAGCUGGCUGCACUCAAGAGCAAAAGUACUCCCAAAGAAAGGAGAUUCCAGCAGGUUGAAAGUGGUGCCAAAAACUGCAUAUUCAUCAGUACUCAGCUGGAGCAGACGGCGCCGCUGGUGGAGCGCAUCGCCCGCGACAUCCGCCGCACGGGCGUGCAGCGCACCCGCUACCUCCUGCGCCUGCUGCCCGUCCAGGUCACGUGCAAGGCCACGGAGGAGGAUAUUCGUGCCACGGCCGAGCAGAUGAUCAAGGAGGCAUUCACAGAGCUGGGCACCACAUACACGACCGUGUUCAGGUCGCGGAACCAGUCGCAGCUGACGCAGACCGAGGCGCAGACGGCGGUGAACGGCCUGAUCGAGGCCGUGUGCCCGACGGCGCGCCUCGACCACAAGACGCCGCAGCUCACCGUCGUCAUGGAGGCCAUCCGUAACGUGCUCUGUCUGGCCGUGCUGCCCGACUACUUCGCGCUGCGCAAAUACAACCUGGUGGAGCUGGCGCGGCCGGCGGACGGCGCGGCGGAGUGGCACCACCUGUAG
Molecule: messenger RNA, 939 nt
Organism: Pollicipes pollicipes
Lineage: Eukaryota; Metazoa; Arthropoda; Thecostraca; Pollicipedomorpha; Pollicipedidae
Product: THUMP domain-containing protein 1
Exons: 6
Coding region: 157-939 (260 amino acids)
Biological process (GO): tRNA modification
Molecular function (GO): RNA binding
Source: RefSeq, a predicted model, not a curated record